Dictyostelium discoideum AX4 is the source of this 612-nucleotide messenger RNA. RefSeq lists its product as hypothetical. The transcript has a single exon. Bases 1 to 612 code for a protein of 203 amino acids. Lineage: Eukaryota; Evosea; Eumycetozoa; Dictyosteliales; Dictyosteliaceae. The record is from RefSeq and is a predicted model, not a curated record.
AUGAAAACAAUUAUAUUUUUAUUAAUUAUUUUAAUAAUUAAUAUUAACUAUACCAAAUUUGGGGUCAAUGGUAAAUGUUAUCCAAUUAAAGGGGUUAGUCCGAAUGUUAUAAUUGAAUGUGGUAAAGAUCAAAUUAUAUCAUUUCACUCGUUAAGUAAUCAAUUAUUAAGAUAUGAAUUAAUUGAAGAUCAAGGUGAACACUUUUUUUAUCCAAGAAAAUAUCAACAUAAACUUCAUGAUCAAUCAUUUAAUGGUGGUCCAUUAAUUACAUUUGACCAAGAGAUUGAUUCAAUUGAAAAAAUUCCAAAUUCAGGUGGAGAUGUACAAUUUCGUGGUCAAUUCUUUUUUGAUGGUAAAAGAGUGUUAAAACCUGUUCAAAUUUAUAUAUUUUCAAAAGAUCUUGAUCAAGUAAUUUAUAAUAAAGUUGUUAAAGUUCAACAUAUAAAAAAAUCAACUUUUUUAUUAAAUUUUCCAAAAGGAUGUGGCAGUGACAUUAGUAUAAUUAAUCCAUAUAAUAAUAAAAUUCUUUAUAAAACAAGUUAUAUAAAUCCAUGCACAAAAGAUAUAACACCUAUCAAAUCAAAUCAAACCUCACCAUCAAUUUCAAGUUAA